Hypanus sabinus (Atlantic stingray) is the source of this 975-nucleotide messenger RNA. It is a transcript of the gene irak1bp1, whose product is annotated as interleukin-1 receptor-associated kinase 1 binding protein 1. Gene Ontology annotation, biological process: immune response; canonical NF-kappaB signal transduction. Lineage: Eukaryota; Metazoa; Chordata; Chondrichthyes; Myliobatiformes; Dasyatidae. The coding region runs from base 84 to 836 and encodes 250 amino acids. The transcript has 4 exons. The record is from RefSeq and is a predicted model, not a curated record.
GAUUGCCAUAGCAACGAAGCGCUGUUUUUUUUCAACUGCCCUUGCGUCCCUUCUUUGCCUGAGUUGGGUUGCCACCGGUCUCCAUGGAGAUCGCCCCGGCUCAGGUCUUCGGAGCGCUUGGCCCUGAUCUCAGCCUCGGGAAGGCCACGUGGGUAAGGGCCGAGCGCCGCGGGGCAAAGUCGCCUUCGUCCAGAUCGGGUGAGCGAGAGGUGCAGGUCAGCGCCACCGCCGAGGUAUCGGCGCCGCCUGACCGGGCCCGGGUCUGCGUGCUGGUCGGCAGCAGGAAGGAAGCGGCGGUGCAGGCCAAGAGCAGUGUGAUCCGGCGGCUCGACUAUAUCGUGCAGAGCGUGCGGGGCCACGGCGUCCAGGAAGACAAUAUUACGUUGACUAAGGAUUUUCGCCGAAUUGAAAGUGGCUAUCAGAUGGAAGCGGAGGUCAGUGUAAUAUUCAGUGAUUUUGGCAAGAUGGAGGAUUUAUGUAACCUGUUAGCGGAAAAAUUAGACAAUUCUGUCAUUGUUAGUUCACCUCAAUUCUUCCACACACCCGAAGUUGUGGAAAACAUCAGACGGCAAGCAUGUCUUCGAGCCGUUGCAAAUUCUCGCCGUAAAGCUUUUGAAGUGUGCCGCUUGCUUGGCCAGUCCUUGGGCAGACCUUUGAUUGUUCGGGAAGAAGAAACCAAAGAGAGUGAAGGUGGUGCUUCUGAACCACCAACUCCUGAUAACACAAGGCCAUUGACAAUGCAGCAGCAGAUUAACAAUGCAUCUGUGACUGUUUAUUCCAAAGUGUUUGUAACUUUUGAAUUGAAGUCAAAAGACAAUUGCAAAAGGAAUAAUUAAGUUGUGUUUUUAAGUAAACAAUUACAUUUUUAAUGCAUAUUUGUGACAGCAAUAUUGUGAGUGUAGUUUGGUGAUUUUUUUUGGUAGUUUAAAUCCUGUAUAUUUUUGUCUUUGAUGCAAGUAAAAUAGUUUCAUUGAG